UGAUAGUCUAGGUUGAGGGGAGUGGAUAAAAAGCCGCAGAAUGUGGAUGGUCACUUCAUUUGUUGGUCCUAAUUGAGUCAGUCUCGCUAUUUCUUUAGAGCCCAGUGUCGCUGCGGGCUGCCGACAUCCACUUUAAGGAGCCAAAGCAUUAUUAUGAUAUCUAUCGGACUCUCGGUUCUAAGGCAAAUUUCUGGAAGAUAAAGACCACGUAUUCAUCUUAUAUGGUUUAUACAUUUUCUUUACCACACCAUGCCAAUGAUCAUGGACGGCGGUCUCAAUGUUGACGACUUGUUUGGCGAGUCUGGCUCUCUGGAGCUGGGCUUGCCUUCCACUACCACGAACGCCUCCUCCAAAGGUCUUGCUCAGCGUCUAGACGAGAUGCGACUACUAGGGUGUUGUCAGAAGAUCGCCUGGUCUAAACAGGGCUGCAUCGCAUAUAUCUCCCAAGAUACUUUAAGAGUUAAUCUUCGUCACCUUGAAUGUCGGCCCUCCGAUGGGAAGUGGGUAUUGAGUGAUGACACUCCACUGCACCCAGUGGCAGAGACCCAUGGGGGACAGCCCCUCGUUCAUCUCAGCUGGAAUGAAAUUGGGUCUGAAUUAGCUGUGGUUGACUCAUCAGGGAGAGUUUCCAUCUAUAAUAUUGCAAUCUCCCUUAACAGCUUAGCGGGUCAACGCCAGGCAGGUUUUGAUCCCGUUGAUGAUGGAGCUCAGAUUGUCGGCAUGAUGUGGUUGAAUAUCCAGCGUUCCGUGCACGCUUUCAAUGUUGCAGCGAUGGUACAAGGACGCCGGGCUUAUUCACCGUUUCGACGCCGCCCAAUUGGUCCUUUUCACCCGGCAGGUAAAGCCGCUUUAUUGUGUGUCACUAGGUCUGGCAUUAUUAGGCUCUUGUACCAGAACCCCGACAACAAAUGGGCUGAGAUCUCUGCCGAACUGAAGAAUGCGAGCUACUCCGAUCGGCUUCUUACCCAUGCGGCUCUAGUGGCUACUCAAAACGGAGUUCUUAUCGCUACCCACUCUGCAUGUCAAAAGAUCUACUUUUAUCGAGUGCAGAUCAACUGGACUCCUCCACAGUGGGAUCCGAGCCAGUUGAAGCAGGCACCAAAUCAAUUUCCCGCCCCUAGCUUUCGCUUCAUGCAUGCUAAAGUUGAAGCUCCUUGUAUCUUUCCGAGCGCGAACCGCAAUGGGGACGAAAACACUCACGAUUUGGCGAGCCCAACAAACUCACCUUACUGUCUUACUCGUUUAGAUAUUAUCCUCCCCGCGCAUGACAACUCUGCCGGGUUGACUACAAAUCCAUGGAUAAUAGCUGUUUUCUCGAUCCCUCCUCACGCUACCCCUGAUCCUUCACAGCAACAGAGUCCUUGUAGUGUCAUUGUCCGUUGGCAAUUAGAGUCUGCUCCACAGGUGCUUCACCCAAAGUUCGACGAAGUUAUGUCAAAAAAGAACAACGUUCAAAUAAAACCUAAAUCGAUGCUACGUCGACUGGACGAUAUAUAUUGCGACAAAUACGUCGUCAUGAUAGAGCAGACAGAGCAUGGAAACGUACUCGCUAUUGCAUAUGAUGAUAGCUCUGUUUCUUUCUAUGAUCCAAAGACAACGGCAGUGUUGAAUGGGGCUGAUGAUACAAAUACAUUGACUAGCUUGGCUCAGGCAGGAUUCCAUUACCCUCCUGACUCUGCAGCAGGUCUACACAUCAGCUUCUCUCCAAGUGGCUGCAAUGCUGUGACACUUGAUGGAGAAGGACAGGCGCAGCUGCGGGUGAUGGAACACUCGUACGGGGAGGAAAAUGGGCUUUACGACGAAAAUAAAUCUUCUGCUGCUAUUGCCUCCCUGACGCUGGCCUUCUGCCGUGGAUGUGGAAGCGAGUUUAAUACGGACGAUAUAUUGUUGAUCUUGAAACGGCAAUUGUCAUCUGAUGCCCAAAUCUCCUUCCUCAACGAAGUUUACCGCGCGCUGGGGGUCAACUGCAACUACACACAGGAAAACGAUAAGUUGAUGAGCCAUCAGUACCUACCAAAAUGCCUUAGUAUACAAGCUGCCCUGGGGUUCAUUGAUAAGUAUAAGUCGCGAAACUUUGCAUCUAAUGUACCGUGGACAAUUCUUCAGCUUCGUCAUGCUUCUGUUCUAUAUGCGCUAUUUCUCCAGUGCCUUAAAGGGGGUGUUCAGGCAGAACCCCCUGAUCCAGAUGCUAUACGUAUUAUACUUGGAAAUACUAAGUGGGCUUUGGAUCUUUUACAUUAUAUUUUGAAUGAUCUUCUUGACCUCACGGAUGAGUUGGAAGGCGUGCUUUCUGACCCGGAGGCUUUUGCCCAGAAAUUGAAAUCCAUAAAUUCUCUGCCCUUGAUCAUUCUCCUGUCUAGCAUGUCUCGAGCCUUCCUGCGCUUCAUAUGCCGCGGCUUGCGAGGAAUUCAUGCCGGCUACGCUUCCGCUCCCCUACCAGGCGAUGCCGGAGUUUAUUAUGCAGAGAUUUAUCAAACUCUGGACUCGUCCCCUGUACGGAUUGAUGUGUAUGAAAAGCUGCUCGCCGGGGUAGACUCAACCGUCCGCCAUGUCUAUCAUGGCGCAGGUUUUGGAGAUAAUGAACGGCCUGGGCCUGAAAAGGAGCUCCUAGUCAACGGCCGUAUCCCUCCUGUCCUUGUCACGGCAGUUUCUACGAUCAUUCGACAAACCAUCCCCGCUCUCAAGCCUGAAAUCGAUCGCAUGGCUAUCUACAUGGGCGAUUACAGUUGGCUCGGUCUCGGUUCCGACCGACGCGCAGAGCUGUACCGGAGGACUCGCGAUGUGGAUAUCAUCAAGAAGAUCCCUUUCAGAAGCACUGCUCCUUCUGCCGGUUCUGACGAGGCUCAGAACGGGAAGCACAGUCCCAGCCAAGUGCGCCGACGAUGCGUUCGUUGUUGCGAGAUCAUGUGCGGUGCGUACCCGCUACGACCGCUGUUAUCGUCUCGCAUGAUGUACAAACUGGGCUAUGUGCGGUACUGUAUUUGUGGUGGAGGAUGGACUCUGGAGUCGGACAUCAACCGCUAGACGAACCAUCCAACCCUGGCGGUACUGGCUUGUUCGAGUUAAUCAGACUAGAGAUAAUUGUAUAGAGCUUUUGCAAACGAUAAA
Aspergillus alliaceus is the source of this 3108-nucleotide messenger RNA. RefSeq names its product mediator of RNA polymerase II transcription subunit 16. Gene Ontology annotation, biological process: positive regulation of DNA-templated transcription. Gene Ontology annotation, cellular component: mediator complex. The record is from RefSeq and is a predicted model, not a curated record. The transcript is spliced from 9 exons. Bases 250 to 3024 code for a protein of 924 amino acids. Gene Ontology annotation, molecular function: protein binding. Lineage: Eukaryota; Fungi; Ascomycota; Eurotiomycetes; Eurotiales; Aspergillaceae.